Messenger RNA from Ruditapes philippinarum (Manila clam), 935 nucleotides. RefSeq names its product 17-beta-hydroxysteroid dehydrogenase type 6-like. The record is from RefSeq and is a predicted model, not a curated record. Bases 66 to 935 code for a protein of 289 amino acids. The transcript is spliced from 4 exons. Gene Ontology annotation, molecular function: oxidoreductase activity. Lineage: Eukaryota; Metazoa; Mollusca; Bivalvia; Venerida; Veneridae.
UCAGGUUAUUAAAGCUUUAUCUCGCUUAUGUAGGUCAGGUUUUAUUUUUUUGAAAAAAAAGCAAUAUGUUGUGGAGUUUAGUAUCAAUAGUUUUAAGUUUACUUGCACUUAAACUUUUUAUGAGUGUUUUAAAUAAAAUCAAAAUCAGCAAUUAUAAGGGCCGGUAUGUACUCGUAACAGGUUGCGAUUCAGGGUUUGGUUAUUUAUUAACCAAAAGACUGGACUUGUUAGGUUUCAAUGUGUUUGCUGGAUGUCUAACCAAGGCCGGAGUUGAGAAUCUAAGAAGCGUGUGUUCAGAAAAAGUAACCGCUGUUCAACUAGAUGUAUCGAACGAUGACAAUAUAAAUGCAGUAGCAGGCCUCGUCAAAAAGAAGCUUAAGUCAGACCAAGGCUUGUGGGCAGUCGUAAAUAACGCUGGGAUUCUGGACAGUAUUGGCCCAACAUCAUGGCAAACACGAGAAGACUAUGAAAAAACAAUGUCAGUAAAUCUUUACGGUGUCAUCAUGGUAACCAAGACUUUUAUGCCGCUGGUUCAAAAAGGAAAAGGCAGAAUCAUUAACACAUCCAGCGUCAUGGGAAGAAUUGCCUUUGCCAACGCAUCCUACUGUAUUUCUAAAUAUGGCGUGGAGGCUUUCUCAGAUGUCCUUAGACGAGAGAUGUAUGGAUCAGAUGUAAGCGUACACAUUAUAGAACCGGGAUUUUAUAGAACAGCUAUAUUGGACAGAGAAUUAUUUGAACGAAAAGUGGAAACCAAGAUAACAAAUUUACCGAAGGACAUCAAAGAGACACUACCUGUCAAUUUAGUUAAACUAAUGGGCGAUGGAUUUGAAAGAUUAGUAAAGAGAGUGGCAUCUUCAAAUUUGCAAGAGGUUGUAGAUGCAUACAUAAAUGCAAUAACAUCAAGAUUUCCAAGGAAAAGGUACAUUAUUUUUUAA